AAGUGCAUCAGCUGUAAAGGAGAUGGUCAUACCAUCUCCCGUUCGCCAGAUUGUUCCAACCACACUCAAUCGAAGCAGGAAUUCAUCUCGGCUGUCCUAGGCAGUGACUCUACCAUGUUUACUAGGAAACUUCCUGUUAGCCGUGCCGCAUUACCCGAGUAUCGUGAAAAGUUUAUGGAAAAAGUCAUUUCGUGCUGCAAAGACCUUAGGGCUAUAAUGUUCCGUUGUCAGCUAUUUGUCAAUGCUUAUCUCGUCCAUAAUAAGAAGAAUGACUUCCCUUCAGGAGUCUUUACACAGCAAUUCUGGUAUUCGAUUGGACAACUGGUUACAGGCAAAAAGGUCGCUCAUAAGACAGCAAAGCUGCCAAGGGGACAAGUGUUUGCAUACACUAAUUCUAUUGUUAAACUCUUUGAGAAACGGAUGCUGAAAUACCUGAUCUACAAGCUUGAAAGUUUGUUCGUU
Molecule: messenger RNA, 462 nt
Organism: Mycotypha africana
Lineage: Eukaryota; Fungi; Mucoromycota; Mucoromycetes; Mucorales; Mycotyphaceae
Exons: 2
Source: RefSeq, a predicted model, not a curated record